AUGGCCUCCAACGGCGAGAGUUUUGAUAAGCGAAGUCGCCAAGAUAAAACUAAAAAAGAUCACUCAUUCGUUACUACUCCUCAGGAUUCUUCAUUAGAGACAGAAUCAAAAGAACGUUUUAUUCCCGAAAUCAUGGAUCAAAAGAUUGAUCCACGCGCAAUCGAAACAUUGAAAGCACAACAAGCGGUAAUGGAGCAAGUCAAACAAUUGCAAGCGCGCGGUAUAAAAAUUCAGCCUGGUACUCGUCCACGACCGCCGUUUUCACACGAUACAUCUGUUGAUAAGAGCCCAUAUGUUCACACGUCAAGCUCCAUCAUACUGGAAAGUACAUCUACGCAAAUCACGGAAGAAAACGAAGAGGACCGAGAGCGAUUUCCAGUGGAGAGCAGCCACCAUCCAGAGACAAUUUCUAGAUCCGACGCAUCCAUGACGCAUCUAUCUCGAGACGCUUUUCAGAAAACACCAAUUGUUGGUGAGCCUCUCGUCGACUACAUGCGUCGAAAAAAAGAAGAGGCUCUAGCAUACGAACGUCGAAGUGCUCCCCGUGGUUACAUGUGGGAUGAUACAGCAAGCGACGACGGUGAUGGUGGGCAUUCGCGACCAAAUAUUUUACGAAAACAAAGAUCUAAAUCUGUUGGCUACAUAACAGAGAUAAAAGAUGCCCACCCUCAUUCACUAAUUGACGCUAACGACGAACCACACGAAGCCACACCAGGCAGCACACGACAUGGGCAAAGAAACAUCGUUAGCUACAACAUGCCAGCAGAAUAUCCCACAUAUGUUAAGACACGGAGAGGACGAUGGCGAAGAAUCGCGAGAUUCUUUGUACCGUCCUCGGAAGUAACUACCGAACAGUGGGCUUCGACACCAUCGCAACCACAACCCGAACCACAAACACGACCGGAAUCACAUAAGCCAAAUAUCAUUCGUCGACUAGGACGCUUACUUCUGGGACAGGUUACACAAAAUGAAUUCGGGUUCUAUUAG
Molecule: messenger RNA, 987 nt
Organism: Adineta ricciae
Lineage: Eukaryota; Metazoa; Rotifera; Eurotatoria; Adinetida; Adinetidae
Source: the annotation of a GenBank genome assembly